CCACUGCACCACGCCGAUCUGCAGAUAUAUAUAGAUAAUCAUGCAUGAUCAAUCUAUGUCUGGUACUACUUCAGACCCUCCUACUAAAGCUACUGACCGUAAAAAAAAAAAAAGAGGGCCUACAAUAUGCAAAAAAUUGAGAAAAAAAAAGGCUUCAGAACUUUCAAUUCAGUUUGAUGAAAGUGGUAGGAUAACCGGAGAACAUUCUGCUGAGUUUUCUACAUACAUUGGGACUUUGGUUCGUGCUCAUGUUGAUAUCAAUUUCAAGAAUUGGCGUAAAGUAGAUUUAAAUCUUAAAAAUACCAUUUGGGAAGAUGUUAAGAGGCAAUUUGGUAUUGAAGAUGCUUCAAAGAAGUCAGUGGUUUUGAAAAUUGCACGGACGAGAUGGGGAGACUUCAAGAGUAGAUUAUUACGUGAGUAUGUACACAAGAAACAUCAAACGUAUAACUCUCCUACAGAACUUUAUGACUUUUUGAGUGCAGAACAAAGGGCGAAGUUUGUAGCUAGUAGACAGUCUGAAGAGUUUAAGGAAAGAAGUCAGAAGGCUAGGGAAUUGCAGGCGUUAAAUGAGCAUCCACACUUCUUAGGUUCUAGUGGAUAUGCAAGGAGACGACAAGAGUGGAUGAAAGAAGAUCCUCUAUCCUCACAAUCUUCGUGUGCGUCAGUUAGCUCGUCUUUGUUGUCCGAUGAUCGCAGCUUUGAUUGGAUACGAGCAAGAACAAAAAAAAGCAAAUGAUGGAAGUUACUUUAUUCCAAAUGAAAAAACACAGGAAGUGUUUCAUAAAAUUAUAGAAAAAUGUGAAGAACUUAAUCAAGGAAGAUUUGAACCAAAAAGACACCAUGGCGUAUUGUCAGUAGCUCUUGGAAAGGAUGAUAAUUCAGGUUCUGUAAGAGCAAUUGGUACAUACUCUACCAUCCAAGAAGUGUUUGGUCGACCAGAUCGGAAACAAAGCAUAUCGAGUGGGGUUUACUCAGAAGCUGCUGUCCAGCAAAUGUUAGAGAACUGUAGGCAAAAUACAAUAAUGGAGGUGGAAGCAAAGAUGAAUCCCAAGAUUGAAACAAUGGACCAGCAACUCAAGUUUUUGAUGAAGAACAUACCGGGGACACAUCUAUUUUCAGGAGGGGUCUCGGCUGGAACUCCUCUAAGUGAUCCACUGCCUACUCGUAGCAAUUGUCAUUCAGUUGACACAUAUCCAAUUACAACAAUUCAGAGUCCAAAAAUGUGUUUACUAGCAGUAUGCCCCAAUGGCACACCAAUUGUUGUUGCAAAGGGUAUGGCUCACCCAAGUACUGACGAGACUAUGGUGAAUCACCAACCAUUGUUGCCUAACUGUGUCAAAGUUUCGGUGGAUGAAGUGAUUAAGGGUAGAGAACAAUUUAAUCUCCCUUUACCAGAUCAACAAUAUGUCACUAUAGCAGAUAUAGUAGACAGUUUUGCACAAUGGCCUAUGCAUUUAGUGAGUUUAGAAGAGAGUUUAUCAAAACAAAAUAAGAAACCAAAAGAUCAAAGUGUUGAUCUAUCUACUACUGGUGCACGAGCUCCCAUUGUUGGUGAUGAUGUCUUACCGCACUUGGGGGAACAUUGCAAGUGUUUAGUGGAUUUGUUGAUAGGCUUUCCACUUGGUAAAGACUGUAUUGAGUUGGAGCUGGAUAAAGCAAUCUUCCAUCAUCAAAACACUCGUUCUAUUUUUGUGAUGAUGAAUGAUAUAACGGAUUUGAUGAUGAUGAAUUGGCUUAAUGUCUCAAUCAUACAAGUAUUUGUACUAUUUCUUAAUCAAUUGUGCAAUCAAUAUGAAGUUAGGUCAAUCGGGUUUGUCUGUCCGACCCAGAUUUCCCACACUAUGCUUAAAAGCAAUUUCCGCAAAGUUAUAUCAUAUUUCGUCCACGUCAUGGAGCAGCACAAAGAUAAAAACUUUAUUUUAGCACAAUAUCAUCAAGACUCUCAUUGGUUACUUUUGGUGAUUUGCAUACGGUCAAAAAGCAUAUGUAUCUUGGAUCCCUUGCCUUCUAAUCGCGACAUAGGUUUAAUUAAAGGCUCUAUGAAUUUAGCAUUUCGCUCUGUUCCUACGGGUGCACGGGUUAAGAAAAUCAAUUGGAAGCCAUGCAAAUGCCCGAGACAACCGCGAGGUCAUGAGUGUGGAUAUUAUGUCAUGCGAUACAUGUAUGACAUCGUGACAAAAUAUUCAUCUGUUGAUAAUUUGGAUGGGGCAUUUGAAAGUGAUAGUCCGUAUUCUAUCCACGACAUAAAUGAGCUUCGAGAGCAUUGGUCAAAGUUCUUUCUUUUCUGAGUGCUUAUAACUUUUAUUUUACUGAUAAAAAGUAUUUUGUUUUGAUGAUAGUAUUGAGUUGGGCAUGUUUUGAUGAUAUUAUUGUAUUAAAGUAUGAGGA
Messenger RNA from Ipomoea nil (Japanese morning glory), 2388 nucleotides. RefSeq lists its product as uncharacterized. Gene Ontology annotation, molecular function: cysteine-type peptidase activity. The coding region runs from base 687 to 2288 and encodes 533 amino acids. NCBI's taxonomy places the organism in Eukaryota, Viridiplantae, Streptophyta, Magnoliopsida, Solanales, Convolvulaceae. Gene Ontology annotation, biological process: proteolysis. The transcript has 12 exons. The record is from RefSeq and is a predicted model, not a curated record.